GGGCCGGGCCCGGUGCGGAGCGAGGGGAGCAGAGGGGCUCUGCCCGCCCGCCCCGUCGCGGCAUCCCCGGGGCGCACCCGGCGACAGCUGCCGCAUUCCCCUCCUCGGCGCGCGGGGGGGUCCCGUACCCCACACCCCUCCCACCACCCCCCACACCUCGGGACCCCCUCCCCACGGCCGGCCCCGACCUCCCCGCUCCCCCCGCAGCCGUCCGCCACGUCGGGCCCCGCGGUGCGGGCGGGCGGGCGGGAGGAGCGGGGGGGGGAGCCGGGGCAGCUGCCGGCCGGGGGGGCCCGGCCCCUCCAGCACAUGUGCUGUCACUCAGCCGUCCCCGCCGUUAUUGUCGCUCCGGGCCGGGGCUGCGCCAUGGGGCCCCCGCUGCUGCUCGCCUGCCUGCUCGCCCCGCUCUGCGCCAGGGAUGCCAGCGCAGCCCUGGGCAGCCCCCCUGGCUGGCAGCACCACGAGGGGUCCCGGCGGGUGAAGAGGGCCUGGGUGAUCCCCCCCAUCAGCAUCUCCGAGAACCACAAACGCAUUCCCCACCUCCUGGUGCAGAUAAAGUCGGACAAGCAGCAGCCGGGGGGGGUGAUCUACAGCAUCAAGGGGCCGGGGGUGGAUGAGGAGCCCCUGGGCAUCUUCUCCAUCGACAAAUUCAGCGGCAAAGUGUUCCUCAAUGCCACGCUGGACCGCGAGCAGAACGACCGGUUCCGGCUGAAGGCCUUCGCGCUGGACCUGGGGGGCACAACGCUGGAGGACCCCACGGACCUGGAGAUCAUCGUGGUGGACCAGAAUGACAACCGCCCGCUGUUCCGCCGCGACGUCUUCACCGGGCGCGUGGUGGAGGGCGCUGCGCCAGGGACCUGUGUGCUGACGGUGGAGGCCACUGAUGCUGAUGACCCCGAGACGGACAACGCGGCGCUGCGGUACUCCAUCCUGCAGCAGGGCCACGGGGACAUGUUCCGCAUCAACGCCUCCACCGGGGAGAUCUGCACCGCGCGGGACGGCCUCGACCGUGAGGCCGUGGGGGUGUACAACCUGACGCUGCAGGCAGCUGACAUGUCCGGGGAUGGGCUGACCACCACCGCCACCGCCGUCAUCUACCUGGAGGACGUCAACGACAACGCUCCCGAGUUCACCAAGGAGGAGUUCUCCAUGGAGGUGGAGGAGCAGGCGGCGGGCGCAGAGGUGGGCCGUGUGUUGGUGCACGAUAAGGACCUGGCGGGAUCGCCCAACUGGGCGGCCAAGUUCACCAUCCUGGAGGGUGACCCCGAGGGGGCGUUCGCCAUCCACACCGACCCCCACACCAACGACGGCGUGCUGUCCGUGGCCAAGCCGCUGGACCACGAGGUGCGGGACCGCUUCCAGCUGACGGUGUCGGUGCAGAACCAGCGGCCGCUGGAGGCGGGGGCGGCGAGCAGCCCGCGGGCGGUGGCCACGGUGCGGGUGCGGGUGCGGGACGUCAACGAGGCGCCCGUCUUCCGCGAGAACCCGCGGCGCGUCAGCGUGCUGGAAGGGACCCCCCCGGGCACCGCCGUCACCACCUACACCGCCAGCGACCCCGACACGCGCCGCCUGCAGACCCUGACCUACGCGCUGCUGUACGACCCGGCCGGAUGGCUGCAGCUCGACCCGCGCUCCGGCACCGUGCGCACCCAGCGGGAGCUGCGGGACCCGUCCGCCUUCCUGCAGGGCGGUUGGUACAUCGCGCUGCUGCUCGCCCGCGACGACGCCGACCCGCCUCUCUCGGCCACGGGCACGCUGUCCAUUGAGAUCGUGGAGGUGAACGACCACGCUCCGCAGCUGCAGCCGCCGUCGGGGGCGGUGUGCGGGCGGCCGGGCCGGGGGGGGACCCUUCUGCUGGGCGCCAGCGACCGGGACCGGCCCCCCCACGGAGCGCCCUUCCACUUCCAGCUCAGCCCUCAGCACCCGCAGCUCGCCCGCAACUGGAGCGUCACCCGCUUCAACGUGACGCACGCGGUGCUGGCCGUGCUGGCAGAGCUGCCCGCCGGGCCCUAUUCGCUGCCGCUGCUGCUGCGGGACUCCGGACCCCCCCCCCGGGAGCAGCAGCAGCUGCUCAACGUCUCCGUGUGUCCCUGCGGCCGCGACGGGCUCUGCGAGGACGGGGUCCUGGCGGCCGCCAGCGCCGGGGUCGGGGUCGCCCUGGAGGCCCUCGUGGUCAUCGUCGGCAGCGCCGUCCUCCUCCUGAUGUUGGCUCUGCUGGGGGCCGCUCAGGUCCGGAGCCGCCGCCGGGCGCAGCGCCGGGGAUUACUGCAGCGCUGGGGGGACGACGUGCGGGACAACGUCCUCAACUACGACGAGCAGGGAGGCGGCGAGGAGGACCAGGACGCGUACGAUCUGACGCAGCUGCGGCACCCCCCGCCUCGCGGCCGCCCCCCGCUGCGUAGGGACGCGCCGCUGCGCUCCGCCACCCCCCCGGGCCCCUCCCGGCGCCCGCCCCGCGGCCCGUCCGACAUCGAGGAUUUCAUCAACGAGGGGUUGGAGGCGGCCGACAGCGACCCCAGCGUUCCCCCCUACGACACCGCGCUCAUCUACGACUACGAGGGCUCGGGCUCGGCGGGCAGCGCGCUCAGCUCCAUCGUCUCCAGCCUGACGGACGGGGACCAGGACUACGAUUACCUGCGGGAGUGGGGGCCGCGCUUCCGCCGCCUGGCCGACCUCUACGGGCCGUGAAGGACCCCCCCCGCCCCAACCCCCCGUCCAGCAGCCGGGCAACGCGGUGGCUCCGAGCGCAGCCGGUGCCGCUGCCGGGCCCCGCGCUGGGGAGGGUCCCUCCUCCUCCCCCAAUAAAGCUCCCGCCCCCGGCCGUA
Molecule: messenger RNA, 2825 nt
Organism: Gallus gallus (chicken)
Lineage: Eukaryota; Metazoa; Chordata; Aves; Galliformes; Phasianidae
Gene: CDH15
Product: cadherin 15
Biological process (GO): cell-cell junction assembly; adherens junction organization; calcium-dependent cell-cell adhesion
Cellular component (GO): plasma membrane; adherens junction; catenin complex
Molecular function (GO): cadherin binding; calcium ion binding
Source: RefSeq, a predicted model, not a curated record